Messenger RNA from Pseudopipra pipra, 3956 nucleotides. It is a transcript of the gene JOSD1, whose product is annotated as Josephin domain containing 1. Gene Ontology annotation, biological process: protein deubiquitination. Gene Ontology annotation, molecular function: cysteine-type deubiquitinase activity. Bases 1026 to 1634 code for a protein of 202 amino acids. The transcript is spliced from 5 exons. The record is from RefSeq and is a predicted model, not a curated record. NCBI's taxonomy places the organism in Eukaryota, Metazoa, Chordata, Aves, Passeriformes, Pipridae.
AAAAGGGUCCCUCCGCCCCGGGCUCCUGGCAGAAGGCCUCCAUGCCAUGCGAGCCCACGGUGUUCAGACCGCCUGUGGUGCCCGCCGGCAGGAAGGACGCCAGCGCCAAGAAGGAAACCUCUCUGGCUGAGGGGCUUUGUGGGCCGGCAGGUGACCCCUGCGGAGCGGCAGGGAAAGCCGUCCGUCCUGGUCCUCCGCCUGGUAGCACGUCCACUCCUCCACCGCCGCAAGCUUCAGCCCGCGGCACAGAGCGAAACCGGGGAGGACUGGCGUUUGUUUGUUCACCUGGCGGUGAAACCGCUCUCGGGUCUGUCCCGGCUCGUUUUGGCGCUGACGUCAGAAGGGGUGGGACCGCGCCUGCGCGCGGCGGUGGCCGCGUGCGGUGGGCGGGGGGUGACCUGUGAGGAAUCGCCUUCCCCGCAGCCUGGACUUGGGCUUCUCGUGGCCUAGCAAGAAGCGGUUUCUUUUCCCGAGCUGUUGGCAUCUUCCUGCCAGGAUUCAUUCGUUCCCAAAGGAAUGGAGGAAUGCAGCUGAUAAGUGCUUAACCACGCUGUGCCCCCAUAGGCAGCACCAGGCGCUGGCUUUAUCGUCACCACUUAGGCACUUUGGGGUGGGCUUCUCCUUCUUACCUGCUCUGGGUACCCUUUUACUGUCACUGUAGACCAAAGGAGAUGGAAGAAAAGGAGCGAUGUGAUAAAUUCCAGCUGGUACCUAGACGCUAAGGGGAAUUGUAUAUUUUGACUUUUUUUUUUCCCUUUUUUUGUUUUCUGUGAAGGGGAGGGGAAGUAUUUUAUGGGGUAUGGGAGGAGGGAGGAAAAAUAUGCUGCAGAUCUUCAUGUGGUUUUUAAAACCAGCUGUCAGAGGGAAUUACUGAAUAAACUGAAGCACAAGAGGAGGGUUUGUGAGCUGGAAGCAGCACUAGCCCACCAAAGAAAGGGGCAGUGAGCUGCUGUUGUGACUGUGGAGGCAGAAACUUCAGCCUGCUUCAUUUCUCACCAACUACUCCACAUCCACCCAUCGAGAAAAUGAGUUGCGUGCCAUGGAAAGGUGACAAGACCAAAUCAGAAUCGCCAGAGCCACCCCAGCCACCACCACUGCACAUUUACCAUGAGAAGCAGCGCAGGGAGCUGUGCGCCCUCCAUGCCCUCAACAAUGUCUUCCAGGACAGCAAUGCCUUCACCAGGGAAACCCUGCAGGAGAUUUUCCAGAGGCUGUCUCCCAACACCAUGGUGACCCCCCACAAGAAGAGCAUGCUGGGAAAUGGGAACUAUGAUGUGAACGUGAUCAUGGCAGCCCUUCAGACCAAAGGCUACGAGGCGGUUUGGUGGGACAAGCGCAGGGAUGUUAACGCCAUUGCCCUGUCUAACGUGAUGGGCUUCAUCAUGAAUCUGCCCUCCAGCCUUUGCUGGGGCCCCUUGAAGCUCCCCCUCAAGCGACAGCACUGGAUCUGCGUCCGGGAGGUGGGAGGCACCUACUACAACCUCGACUCCAAGCUCAAGGUGCCCGAGUGGAUUGGAGGUGAAAGUGAGCUCAGGAAAUUUUUGAAACACCAGCUGAGAGGAAAGAACUGUGAACUCCUACUGGUGGUGCCAGAGGAGGUGGAAGCACAUCAGACCUGGAGAGCUGACGUGUGAUCUGGACCGACUGUCCUCCAACUACAGCUCUUCCCCUUUACCAAACUCCUGAUGUCCUAAAACCUGGAUAAUGGAUGCCCCGACUCUUCCUGUCUGGAAUUUCCUUUGUUAGGCUCUUCUCUUCCUUCCUUGGUGCAAUAGGGCAAUGGCACAGGACGUUGGGGGUGGUGGGUGGGGAAGAAUUGAGGCCAGAGUGGAGGAAACUGGAAGCCAAUCACUUUAGUUGCAAGGUGGAUGAGCUGCAUCCCUUUGGCCAGCGGGAAGGCAUCGUGCUCUUUAAAACUGGGCUGGGGGCGAGGGUGCCUGGAAACCUCUGGCCUCCCUUUCCCCACGUGGCUCAAGGCCGUGUAUGGUGGGACCCUGCCCUGUCCAGGGCUUGCCAGGGAGGAGCAGGGGCCGAGCAUGCUGCCACCUCUUCACAAGUCUCUCCCUCCAAAACAAGUCACCACGAAGACAUUUGCAAUUCCUAAGGAUCUCUCAGGACACUCAAAACACUAGGAAUGGUACGGUGCUCAGCACGACCCUCUGCUUCUUAGGGCUGGUUUGUGCCAGAAAUUAGGAAACAAUAAUAAGAACAGUGUCAUCUUCCAAGAAAUUCUUCAGGUAGCUAGAGGAUUCUUCCCCAGUGUCUCCAGGGAUUUAUGUAUGUGGUGAGCGGUUCUUUGGCAGCGUGUGGCUGGCUAAGGUGACAUGGAAACAGCAAGCACAGGCUGAGGAGUAUCAAGUUUCUGGACUGGAGAGAGGCCAUAGUCUGCUUGGGUUUCUUCGUGCUGUGAUGCGGGGGGGGGCAAUUAUUUUAUUUUUUAACACCUAUUUUGGUUUUCUGCAUGGUCACCCAGUUUAGAGGCUGCUUGGAGAGAGGAAUAAAGCUGAAGAGGUUUUGAGAGAAAUUUCAUUCCCUUUUAUUUCCCUCUUCAGAAGCCUAGCCCAUAGUCAGGAAUGUCAUGUGAAAUGUCCCAGAAACGGGUCAAGUUACAAAAUAAAAAUGAGCUGAGGAGGGAAGCCUUCAUAACAGGUUUGCCCUUUCAUAGUUAGUAGCCACUGGCGUGGGAGCUGCAGAGGGUCCACCAGAAUUUUCAGGCAUUAGAGACACCCUGACUUGGUAGUUGAACCAAUCUCCCCUUUAGUGUUGGCCGACAAACAUUCCAUUAAUGGAUGAAUUGCUUUUUCCUGCCUUCUGUGGGGAAGAGUGACUAGACAUGGAGACUCUAAGCAGAAUCCCUACCGGCUGUUCCCAGUCACCCAGAUGAGCUGUAGCUCAGCCAUGCCUUCCAUGGCAGGAGGUGGUAAUGCUGAAUUUGGAACAGACUUCAUUCUGUUUAGCACUUCCUGGCUGAGCUGCUGUUUGCUUCCCUCUUUACAUGUCUGAGUUGAACAGCAGCCUCUGGUACCUGAUGGAGCUCGAAGGAUCCUGCUCCAUUGUGCAGGAAAGUCUCAUUACUGAUGUUCGAGCUGGUGAAAGGAGGGCUCGUAAUGAUCUUUUCUCAGUUAUUUUUCUCUUCAGAGCUCUGCAAAUGCAUGAGUGGGUGCUCGAAGCUGAAAGACCACCAAAAUGGCACCUUCCCAGCAGAGAGGCCAUAUGAGGACGGGAUGAUGGUGUUCACUGCCCCCUGGACAUCUGGCAAGCACUGUUUUGCAGUCCUUUGAGCACAGCCUCCCACAGUAAAGGGCAAACGGCUCUUACGUUUUAAAAAGUCGUAUUUCGUAACACAUUCCAAUGACCAAUACCAGCUGGCAGAGUUUUUAAACACUUUCCAGGCAGGAUGUGCAGCCUGCAGGCAUUCUGCUCCUGACUUGAAGCCAUUUCUUCAAGAGGGGUAAAAAUAUAUCUCAACAGCAACGUUUUCUAUGCUGAUUGAAGUUGCACUUUGGAGAAAAACCGUUUGCAUGGAAACUGCAAGCCAAUGGACAGUGCACAAUAUGCAAAGAUGUUUUAAAAUACUUUGGGGCUACUUUCCUCUCCUUGUACGUCAGCUGCUUCCCACGGGGGGGGAAACAGUGUGAUCCAGCUGCUCAGGUAAAGGGAAAGUGUACGAUCACACCCCUGUGGGAGGCGAGGCUGCCGUGCCCAAGGGUGGGUGAGCCGGUCCAGUCCCACCGCUCAGGAGUGGGGAAGCCCCUGUUUGUUUUCUUGCUUGUUUGGUUUUGUUAGAGCCUUGUCUUGGGUUUGUUUACAGAGAUGUAUUUUGUUUAACCAAAUAUUAAAAAUGAAAAAAAAAAGGUUCCAUAUAAAUGUCCUAUCACUUCUGUAUGUUCAACUGAAUUGUUCUGUAACAAAGUAUGUAAAGGAUAAAUAAAUUUUUUUCUUUGGCUAUAAAACCA